Molecule: messenger RNA, 1391 nt
Organism: Saccostrea echinata
Lineage: Eukaryota; Metazoa; Mollusca; Bivalvia; Ostreida; Ostreidae
Product: acetyl-CoA acetyltransferase, cytosolic-like
Exons: 9
Coding region: 74-1252 (392 amino acids)
Biological process (GO): fatty acid beta-oxidation
Molecular function (GO): acetyl-CoA C-acetyltransferase activity
Source: RefSeq, a predicted model, not a curated record
AAUCCUAAAGUGAAUUGGUUUCUUCAUAGCAAACGUCAAGUCAACGUAGAUCUUAAAGUGAAAGUAAGAGCUGAUGGAGGUUGUCAUCGUUGCUGCAGUCAGAACACCUGUUGGGUCUUUUAAUGGCGGAUUAUCCACACUUCCCGCACAUGACCUUGGGACUCUCUGUAUCAAGGAGGCUCUGGGUCGUGCAGGCAUCAAUGGAGAGACUGUGUCAGAGGUCAUUUUAGGACAAAUUCUCACAGCAGGUCAGGGACAAAACCCUGCUAGGAAGGCCAGCAUCAAUGCAGGGGUCCCUAUCCAUGUUCCUGCCUGUGGUGUUAACAUGCUCUGUGGAUCAGGUUUACGGGCAGUCGUUCUUGGGUACCAGGCCAUCAAGACAGGAGAUGCUCAAAUUGUAGUGGCUGGGGGUCAAGAAAAUAUGAGUCUAGCUCCACAUUGCAUUCACAUGAGGAAUGGAGUCAAAUUUGGGGACACAUCACUCACAGACACCAUGAUGUCAGAUGGUCUUAUAGACACCUUCAACCAAUACCAUAUGGGAAUUACAGCUGAAAAUGUAUCGAAGAAAUAUAAUGUAUCCCGAGAAGAACAAGACCUUUUUGCAGUUAAUUCUCAGCAGAAAUGUGAGGCAGCACAGAAUGCUGGGUAUUUUGAUGAAGAAAUAGUUCCUGUUUCCAUAGCAACCAGACAAGGAAUAAAGGUGAUAAAUAAAGAUGAAUUUCCACGACAUGGUUGUUCAAUAGAACAGUUACAGAAACUCAGGCCAGCUUUUAUUAAAGAUGGGUCAGGAACAGUAACUGCUGGAAAUGCAUCAGGUUUAAAUGAUGGAGCAGCUGUUUGUGUGUUAAUGAGUGCAGAUGAAGCUAGAUCUAGGUCAUUACAGCCACUUUGUAAGAUUGUAUCCUGGGCACAGGUGGGGGUGGAUCCAGCUAUUAUGGGCAUGGGGCCAGUAGAUGCCACUAGGAAAGCACUGGAGAAGGCCCAUUGGACAGUGGAUGAUGUAGAUCUGUUUGAGGUCAAUGAAGCCUUUGCUGCCCAGUCUGUGGCUGUCGUCAAACAACUUGGCUGUGAUCCAGCUAAGGUUAAUAUUAAUGGUGGAGCAAUAGCUAUAGGACACCCAAUAGGAGCCUCAGGAGCCAGAAUUCUAGUGACAUUGCUACAUUCCCUAAAAAGGACUGGUAAAAAAAGGGGUGUGGCAGCUCUUUGUGUUGGAGGGGGGAUGGGAAUUGCCAUGUGUGUGGAGAGAAUCUGACUUAAACAAAGAACAUUUGAUAUACCUAUACCUUGUAUAUCAAAUAUACAUAUAUCAUGCAUAUCAAGAGAUUGUGUGUUCUUGUAUAACAUGUAUUAAUAUGUUUUGACUUGAUAGCAUAUCAGUAUUAGAGAAUUUU